AAAUCAUACAGAGAGUGAAGUGGGGUCUCUCCUAACACCCACACAAACCGUACAUUUUAACAGAACAGUUACAGCAAACUGUACAUGAAGUAACGACACACUGUAAAUAACCGGCCAACUUCUGUACAAACAAACAAUAUGACUCAUCUGCUUCCAUUUUUAAUCUUGACGUUGGGCUCAGCACUUUCUAGUCCUAAUAGUGGCAGACGCUCAGACACUUUUAGGACCACAGAGCUACAAUAUUCAGGCACCUCAGUAUUUAGAAGUGAAAAUGAAGACCGGCUGUUGGACGAAGGUGGAGGGUAUGAAGUUACACCCGUUGUUCAAAUCCCUUUUCAACUUUCUUCCACGACAGAAAGAAAUCCAGCAUACUUUCAUUCUUCCUUACAAUAUCCUCUAUACCCUUCUCCCACCACCUCAAAUCAACCUCCAAACCAUGUCCCCACCACCUCACAGCAACAGCACCCGAUAAACACUGAAAUCCCUUCCCCCAAAGGGGAUCAAGUUGUGGACUUUUAUAAACAUAAGUUUAGUGAUAAAUUCAUUUACCUGGAUAGACCUGAUUCAACCCAACCAAAGGUAUCUAGUGUGCGUUCAUCCAACCACGUGGAUGAAAAUGAAGAACAUCAUUUCAUCCCAACUGCUCCUUCCAGUCAGAUUAAAACUUGGAUUCAAAAAACCUCUCAACCUAAAACCUCAACGUCCACUUCAAGCGUUUAUAAAGCUUCGACGGAGAAGCAAUCGACGUCAAGUUUAGGCAAACCGCGUUUUGAGGACAACUUACCGCAUGAGAAGCGCCGUGUACCGCAUGAGGAGGAUGGUGUACUGCAUGAGGAUGAUGGUGUACCGCAUGUGGAGGUUCGUGUUCCGCGUAAGGAGGACCAUUUACAUCGUGCAGAGGACGAAGUUAAUUAUUCAGAAAAUUCGAUGGCGGAAUUUCACGAAGAAGACAGAAAAAGUAAAUCUCAGAAAAUUCAGGAUUCUAAAGUUGCAGAUAUCUGUCAGUUUUCUCACCAUUCUCUUUGUAAACUGUUUCUGCCGAGAAUGGGAGAACCAAGAGAAUCUGACGUAUUUCAACCUGAAGACAGAGAAAGGGAAGAAGAAAAUCGUCGUGAGUACAGAAACAAUAUAUAUCAGCCCAGAGGUCGGGAGAGAUUUGAAGGUGAUUUUGGGAAAAAGAUUGUCACCAAGCCGGUCACCACAACGCCUUUUCCAUCCUUCACGCCCAUUCUAGUGAAGACGACACCUCCUUCGACCACAACUAUUCCUGAAAAUGCGCCAAAACCAUCGACAGCGCCUUUUUUGAAAUCUACGGAACAUCCUUUAAUUAUCAAUACUGUGAAGCCACAUGUUGAGAAUGUGCCGGAUAGACCCAAAUAUGUGAAUAUAGAAAGAGACUCCACCGACUUCAAGAGACAACCAAGAGUAGUCGCUGAAGGAUCAAGAUUGUCUGAGGUAAGAGUAUUACCCCCUGAGAAUUACCGAUAUAUUGAUGAAUCUAAUGACGAAGAAUCUAGAAGCUAUGAUGUUGUUUUACCACCGAAAAAAUACAGACACUUACUGGACCAGCUUGACUAUUUUGAUGAAGGCCGAUCAGCUGGCAACGAAAAAUAUCGGCCGGAUAUGCGAAACGGUCAAACAUAUGUUAGUGAAGAACGGAUUCGCUCCAAUGAAAGAAGUGACCAAGGAACAAGAAGAAGUCUCCAAGAGGUGUUUAAAGAUGAAGAGAAUGAAAGUAUGGUGACGGCUGAGCAAAGAUUGAGUUCCAGGAGAAAAAAGUCAAACGGAAAAUUUGGUGGAGUUCCAGGGACCGCAGGACGCGAUUUUCCGACACUGAGUUCAAUUCCGGUUACAAGUUUUUCUUGUAUUGGAACUAAAGCUGGGUUCUACGCUGAUGUUGAGGCCAACUGUCAGGUUUACCAUUACUGCCAUUUUGAUGGAAGGCAGGAUAGUUUUCUUUGCUCUAAUGGAACUGUGUUUAAUCAAAAGAAUUCAGAAACAAGUUUGUUUGGAGCAGUUGAGUCUGGAAAACAGAAUACCUUUGAUCUCAGUCAGCUCAAAGCCUUACUUGAGGUAUCCUCCAACGAUAUUGAAACCAUUGUCAAGUCACCACUGAAUGACAAGGCAAGAUCACUUAAACUUUUCAAGAACGAGAAACCUGAUAUUUUUGCCCGGCUCGUUGCAAUAAGUGAAAGAGCUAAAAUGAAAAAGGAGAGUAAAGAUGAUUCUGUUGAAGAAGUUGACAUUGUACCUGUAAGCAAGGGUUCAGAUAGUGCUGAUGUGGUUGAGUAUGAGUCUAGACCCAAUGGUGGGUUCUCUGUGUAUUACACUCUGCCAGAAUCUUCUGAAUCUAAAUCAGACAAGCUUCAGCAACUUAUAGACAGCAUUAAUAACAAUAUUGGCGAGGAUGCUGCUGAAGAUGAGAGUUAUGAAGAUUUUACAAGUAACUCAGAAGAAUCCACUGAGGAUUAUUCAAGCUACAAGUCUGAAGCUUAUGAGGCAGACUAUUAUGAGACUGAUUACUAUUCAGAUGAUGAUGGUAAAACUUCAAAAUAUCUGACGGAGCCCCCGAGUAUAUCCCAGGAUUAUUAUGAUCCUGGGCCACCUGAUUCUUACUAUGAUGAAUAUAUAGAAGAUGGUGCAGAGGACAGGAUGAUGGUGGAGUCUUCAACCCCUAAACCAACAAUUCUAUCGCCUACGGAACAAAAACUAGCCCAGCUCACAAAAACUCUUGAAAAGUUUAAAAACUCCAGGAUGUUAAAAGGUUCAGGAACUAAGCUUAUUCCGCAGAUCUACAAACCAGUGACAGCUGAGCCGCCCCCGACCACAGCCCGAUACAACCCUGUCACCCAUCGUAUCAUUCCAGUAGAUUUUACACCCUCUUCAUCAACCAAUACAAGCAGUGAGGGGGGACCAGGAUUUCUAAACCUAUUUGCAACCAUGAAUCCAGGGCGGAUAGAGGGUUCUACCCUUACUCCAGACUAUAUUUUCCCAGUUGGACACAUUGGAAUAGACAAUCUGGAGGAGCUGAGACAACUUACUCAAUCACAGUUCAGUAGACGAUCUGAUAACACGGAGAUAGUUAAACCUGCUCUUGAAACCUGGAAAAUGAAAAAUCUGUCCCAGGAGAUAGAGAAAAGGAAAAAUCCGUCCCAUGAGAUAGAGAAAAGGAAAAAUUCGUCUCAUGAGAUGGAGAAAAGAAAAAAUUUGUCAUACAAGAUGGAGAACAGGACAAAUUCUGAUUCUGAAAACAAGAUUAAAGCUCUCCAACUUCUUGUCCAACAAAGCAUUCAAGAGAGUAUCCUGGGCAACAAAGCCAAGAGUAAUAAAGGCAAAAUUAAUAAUAGACAAGAACCUAGUGUUAACAAAUUCUCUGAUACAUCUAAUCAACUCCAACCAAAUAAAAAAAUUCCUUCACUUUCCGAAACUGAGACCCUCACAGUUCCAAAGUUGAGGUUUGACGAUGAUACCAGUUCUCCCAGUAUUUUGUCUUUUUUGGCUGAAUAUGGACUGGGAAAUUUUGAGAAAACUAGAAGCAUCGAAACCCAGUUUCUGGAGCCUGCUUAUCCGCCAAUCUUCAAUCACGAUGUUGAACAGAAUAAGCAAGCUGGACUUUUUUACGAACCUCAAACUAAUGGUUUUCUCUUUUCCUCAAAUCCUGGAAAAUAUCCAGAAACUAAUUUUCAAGUUGUUCAAACUAAUAAUCCAAAUAUUGGUUUAAAUCUAGUCAAACCAAGAAAUCUUAAUGACAUUCAUUUCCAAACCAAUCCACAGAUGUUUGACAAUAAUUACAAGUUACAAGUUGAGAAACCGGAGAACUUUAUACCCUCGGAACCAGAGUUUAAGCGAACCCCACCGGAGUACCUACCCUUUCUACCCGGAGCCAGUGGAGACCUUACUGCGUCUUUCUCAGAUCUGAUAUCAGGGGAACCUAAAUCUGGAUUCUCAGAGUAUAGUUUUGAUGGCAUUGUGGAUACAAGACGACCUGAAGGUUCCUGGCCUGGUUUUGAUGGGAUAACGUCUAGGAUUGAUAGGAUGAAUCCAGGUCACCUUGAGACCUGGGAGUCUGGUGGUUUAGCUCCAGGUUUCCAGGUUACCACAGAUGGUUCACGGAACCGUCAGCUUCAAGCACCUCAGGUGCUGGAUGGGACUGAGUUGACCCAUCUGAAACAACAGCUGAAGUUAACGCAGGCCUCACAACAGCAAAUGCAGCAGCAGAUCCAAGCAAUACUUGGAGACAGAGCCCCGGAAACACCUGCUCAUAACCUGCCAUUUCUUCCUGGCGGUUCAAAUCAGCUGAUUUCAAAUCAUAAUCAGCUUAUCUCCAAUCCUAAUCAGCUGAGUUCAAGCCCAAAUCAGCUGACUUCCAAUCCAAAUCAGCUGAUCUCCUAUCCAAAUCAACUAAUCUCUAAUCCAAAUCAGCUGAUUUCCAGUAAAUCUCAAAAUAGAAAUGUUAAAAAUCCUCCAAAACCAGAAUCAACAAUGGCGUCACCUGACAGUUUUCAUGUGUUGGGACCAAACUGUUACAUUAAAACAGAAACAGAGUUUAAACUAAUCGGUCCAGCAAGUUUAUGUAUUAAAGAUCGAAAAUCAAACUCAAAAUCAAUUUGGGAUUCCCUCACCUCAAUUCCAAUUCUCAACACAUUUGCAAAAACAAUAGGUUUCGAAUCGUAAAAGAAGCUUUUGCACUUCUUGAUUACAGGGUGAUAUUUUUGGGUACUGUUACAUAUUGGGGAUUGUAAAUUUAAACAUAUGUUAUGAGGCAGCUAUAAAAAGUGAAUAUCAAGACUUAAAUUAAUAUACAUUUGUCAUACUCUUUAA
Eurytemora carolleeae is the source of this 4821-nucleotide messenger RNA. RefSeq lists its product as uncharacterized. The transcript has 22 exons. NCBI's taxonomy places the organism in Eukaryota, Metazoa, Arthropoda, Copepoda, Calanoida, Temoridae. Gene Ontology annotation, cellular component: extracellular region. The record is from RefSeq and is a predicted model, not a curated record. Gene Ontology annotation, molecular function: chitin binding. Bases 139 to 4674 code for a protein of 1511 amino acids.